Coccinella septempunctata (seven-spotted ladybird) is the source of this 4744-nucleotide messenger RNA. Its product is annotated as adenylate cyclase type 6. Gene Ontology annotation, molecular function: adenylate cyclase activity. The record is from RefSeq and is a predicted model, not a curated record. NCBI's taxonomy places the organism in Eukaryota, Metazoa, Arthropoda, Insecta, Coleoptera, Coccinellidae. The transcript has 25 exons. The coding region runs from base 133 to 3879 and encodes 1248 amino acids. Gene Ontology annotation, cellular component: plasma membrane. Gene Ontology annotation, biological process: adenylate cyclase-inhibiting G protein-coupled receptor signaling pathway; adenylate cyclase-activating G protein-coupled receptor signaling pathway; intracellular signal transduction.
ACUGCAUGAUUAUAGGUUGACCUAAUCAUGCUGCAUAUAAUUCUGAGAACCUAACGAAAUAUGUACUUACAGUGAGUGAUAUCGUUAAGAGUUAAUUACGGAGCAAUAAAAAGUGAAAUUGGAAUAUUUACCAUGUUCUUUUUGACGAAGGACUACCCCGUGCUAUCGAAUAAAAGUUCAAUAACUGCCUGCAAAAUGGCCACCAAACCCAUGCUAAGAUCAUUCAGCACAGAUUCAUCCCGCAAACGGGAUUGGAAACAAAGACUGAGCCUCAGAGAUUGCCAUCGGAGAGAUGGGGACUCGAGGAAAGGAUGCACCCGCAAAUGGACCAGUUUGAAACAGAACGCAAGGGGUGCGAAUAUCCUUCACGAGGGCUUCGGCUCGAGUGCAAGCGGCCAUUCCACCCCCUCGACGGUCAACAUGAGCCCCCUGCCCUCGGGCGCCUCCGAAGGCUACAGAAAAAGUAAUUGGCAGGUCAUAGAACACUUCGGGUCCAAAGAUAAGACCAGCCUGUCUUCAAGUUUGAUGGCGGUGGGUGUUUCGAGGUCUCCUCCUCUGAAAGAAUCGGAUUCUGUUCUGAAUUCAAGUCCAGAGCACGAGGGCAAAGAAACUGAAGCAGAUCUACUCGUAUCACACAACAGGGUAAAUCAACCCACUGGAUUUUCUGGGAAAUUGAAGAAAUUCCUGUGGAAGUUUUGUGGAAAUUUACAAUUCAAGAAUGUACAGGUCGAGAUGCUCUACCAGAGAUAUUUCCUGAAGAUGAACCAGAGCAACAUGACAAAUCUUCUAUCCUUAUUACUCAUACUAUGCAUCGUCUUAUUACUCCUAGCUGCUACGGAUAUUAUUGUUAUGCAACAGAAGUCUCCGUCUUCCUGGAAGACACAACCUACGAGUUCUAGAAUUGGUUUCGAUCCUUUUCAUAAGGAGCUCGUUAUGAUUGCUACAUCAGCAUGCUGCAUAGCCGUAUACGGGAUUCUCCUGGGAAUCCUCUCUAAACCAGCCAUGAAUGAAGUGUAUCUUAUUAUAAUUUCGUACUUCAUCUUGGUGACUUUCGUCACACUGGAGGUAUGUGUGACUGUUUUCUGCGAGCAAGAACGUCCAUUAUUGGGGACGACAUUCUGCCUUGUGUUCACGUACUUGACAUAUGCCCUGAUGCCAAUUAGGUUGAAAGAUGCUCUUCUGGCUGGAAUUAUACUAGCUCUCUCCCAAAUGAUGUUAGUUUACUAUGCCGGUUAUUUGGUGGCGAUCCCAGAGAUUAUUUGCUGUCUGGCAAUUCUUUUCUGUGGCAACGUGGCUGGAAUAUGCACUCACUAUCCUCGAGAGGUUGCCCAAAGGAAAGCUUUCUUGGAAACUCGACAAUGUAUCGAAGCUAGAUUGAAAAUUCAGAGGGAGAACCAACAACAGGAGCGCCUUUUGCUUUCUGUACUUCCCCGCCAUGUAGCUAUGGAGAUGAAAGCUGAUAUUGCUGGCAAGCCAAAGAAAGAGCAAUUUCACAAGAUUUAUAUACAAAGACAUGAAAAUGUAAGCAUCCUCUUUGCCGACAUCUGCGGAUUCACGACCCUGUCCGAUCAAUGUACAGCUGAAGAGCUUGUUAGAAUUCUCAACGAAUUGUUUGCCAGGUUCGACCGUUUGGCUGCUGAACACCAUUGUCUCAGAAUUAAGCUCCUGGGUGACUGCUACUAUUGCGUUUCCGGCUUGCCAGAAGCCAGACCAGAUCACGCUCAAUGCACGGUAGAAAUGGGACUAGACAUGAUUGAUGCCAUAGCUCUAGUGAGAGAAGUAAUGGCGGUUAAUGUCAAUAUGCGAGUGGGCAUUCACACUGGAAGAGUCCACUGUGGAGUACUAGGCCUAAGAAAAUGGCAGUUUGAUGUAUGGUCAAACGAUGUAACACUUGCGAAUCACAUGGAGAGUGGUGGAAUCUCUGGGAGAGUGCACAUAACCAAAGAAACGUUGAAAUGUUUGGGUAACGAUUAUGUGGUAGAACCAGGAAAUGGUGGUGACAGAAACUCAUACCUUAAGGAUCACAACAUCGAUACAUACCUCAUUAUAGCGCCUUCAUAUAGGGGAGGAUCAUCAACAUCUCAUUCUCGAUCAAUGAAUGGUAAUAUUUCCAAAGAAAUGAGAAUGAUGGGCCAUGGAUCUCAACAUGGAAAGCAUAACAAGCUUGGCUUCAACGAAACACCAGAACGGCUGAAAAACACCGAUGAUGAAGUUAACGAAUAUCUGAUGCGAGCAAUAGAUGCUAGAAGUAUAGAUAGAUUGAGAUCAGAGCAUUGCAGGAGUAUUUUACUGAGUUUCAGAGACACUGUGAAAGAAGCCAAGUAUGCUCUGGAAAGGGAUAGGAUGUUGAGUUUAUACUUUUUCUGUUCAACUUUUUGCUUCGUGACAAUAUUUUUCGUACAAUCGUUGAUUAUCAAAUGGAAUUCCGAGGCUUUGCUAUAUUCACUUCCUAUUAUAUUUCUACUUGUGUCGAUUCCUAUUUUAGUUUAUUCGAAGAACUUCAGAUUUAUUGGAGUUUGCGGACGUCUCAAAGCAUUCUCCAUGUACAUCCAUCGAAACAGAAAUAUUGCUCAAGUAUUUUCAUUCCUCAUGGCGGUCUCUAUUUACGCAUUGUCUAUGUUAAAUACACUCUCUCUUGGGAAUCAAACAGAUUGUUUGAACAGGACCACUGCUGGUAGUAUUAGUUGCUUCAAUAUUUCGACUGAAAAUCAAGUGACUGUUUCUGACAAAGACUGUAAAUUUUAUUUUCUAGUCGAUUAUAUUCUUUUACUCGUAUUACUAUCGAUGAUAGCUUGUGCAGUUUACCAAGUACUCAUAUCAUUGUGCAAAACAAUCCUUCUCAGUGGUGGAAUGAUUGGAUUUAUGAUAGUGUACAUUUCAUACUCAAGUGAUAAUCAACUGGUAUGUUUGACGCCAAGUGAAUCGACUCUUACUCAACAGUACCUGAAUCUGGUCCUUUUGGUGGCUGUGGUGAUAGCCCUGAUCAUACACGGCCAACAGACAGAGGCAACCUAUAGACUGGACUUCGUUUGGAAACUACAAGCCACCGAGGAAAAAGAAGAUAUGGAGCACCUAGAAGCGUACAACAGAAAACUAUUGGAUAAUAUCUUACCGGUGCAUGUGGCCGAGCAUUUUCUCAACAGCGAGAAAAACAAUGAUGAACUGUACCACGAGCAAUGUGAUUUCGUUUGUGUUUUGUUCGCAUCGAUUCCUAAUUUUAGCGAAUUUUACGUGGAACUAGAAGGUAACAACGAGGGCGUCGAGUGUUUGAGGUUGCUGAACGAAAUAAUCGCUGAUUUUGAUGAAUUACUGUCGGAGGAUCAAUUCAAAUACAUCGAGAAAAUAAAGUCUACAGGAGCCACUUAUAUGGCUGCUUCAGGGCUCACUCAGAAUACUUGCGAUAUGCAGGACUACAAACACGUGACAGCAAUGGCGGACUAUGCCCUUCGACUGAAGGAACAAUUGGCAGAAGUCAACGAGCACUCCUUCAACACUUUCAGGAUCCGUAUAGGGAUAAACGUAGGUCCAGUGGUGGCUGGUGUGAUUGGAGUGAGGAAACCACAAUAUGAUAUUUGGGGAAAUGCUGUGAAUGUCGCCAGUAGAAUGGACAGCACAUGUCUGUUGGACAAGAUACAAGUGACGAAAGAAGUUUAUCAAAUUCUCCACUCGAAGGGUUAUCCUAUGUCUUGUAGAGGAACCAUAGAGGUGAAAGGAAAGGGUUCAAUGGAAACAUAUUUUCUUGAGGGAAAAUGCCAAAAACCGGAAAUCAAUAUUGUAACGAACCCAUUGGCAUAUAUUCCUGCUGAGAACAAGAAUGGAGGACUGAAUCAUCACAGCAACGAGAAAUGCGUUCUGGGAACUAUCAAAGAAAGAAACUGAAAUGAUUUGAAUAAGACAUUCGAAAAUUUUUUAUGAUGGAAUGUUUUCUGAUGAAUGUCACUGAGUUGUGAAGUUUCCAACCAGAGCUAAGAGUAAUAUUUCGAAGUUAUUCUAUUCUGGAGUAGGAACUAAUCGGACACAAUUUUCUUACUCUUUGCUAAUUGCUUUUAGCGAAUAUAGAGAAACAGAUAUGAAGUCAAAGAUGAAACUUUGAGACAUUUUUGUCUAUCAGAACAUUUAGCUUAUCCAACCCAAUAUUUGUUCAACUGAUUGAGGGAUUGAUUUUUUGAUUUAUCGAAUGACUGUAUGAAAAUUUUUUCUUCAUAUCAACUUAAUCGAAUACUCAUGAACUGAACAGAUUUCGAAUCAAUUCGAUCAAACUGUCGAGAAAACCAUGCAUUUAGAUCGAAAUUCUUAUAUUCACCACAUUAAACUUGAUUGAGCAAAAUAUCCUAUGAAUGAAGGCUCCUCAAAACCAUUUAAUUUUUUCUGUAGCAGAAAAUGAUCAGCCAUGAAUUAUAUUAGUAUUUAUUUCAAUAUUUCAAAGCCCCUAGCUCUCUAAUGUUGAAUUUCCAUAGAGAAUCCAUCGAGAGUUUGAUAAUAUCAAACUUUUAUUCAAUUUGAAUCAAUUCUCUUAUACACUGAAUGGGGGUCUUUUGAUAGACCCUCCCUUGUUUUACUGUGAUAAUAUUUAUUGCAUAAUAGAAAGGGUUGAUGAGAAUGAACCUAACUUAUAAAUGUACGUAUAUAGGUUUUUAUAUUUGCUAAAAGCUUCUAUUCUUGACGCUGUGUAGAUAGUGUUCAUACUACUGAGGUUAUUUUAUUGUGAAGAAAAUGAUAUUUUAUAUUAAAAUUCUACGAAGUU